UCUAACUGCAUUUUGUGUUACAAAUUACUUAUGUUUUUGUUGGAUGCGCGGCGCUUCUGAACUUUUCAAUGAAUGAUUUGAUAUUCUCUGGAACUAGCUGCGGGGACGUCGCAUUGUGACAAGAGGCUUUUCUUGGACAGUAUAAUUGCCAAGAAGAGUGUUGAUAGCAGUCUGUUCCACGUUUAAAAUAUUGCUCAACGGUGUGUGUUUUAACAGCUUUCGAUGCAUUCACCAAUAUUCCUGGCAAACCCAACUCAAACGUUUUUACUGAUAGUUGGGGUUAUCUUAGCUCGCCGCUCCACCUAUAUAUUGCAUUCAAGGUGGCGGCAGUAUCAACAAAAAUGGCGGUGAGAGGCCGUUGUGUUUGUUUGGUUUCAAGUCUAAUUUUUAAUAAUGAUAAAACUUAAUUCAAACAUCACAGCCGCAGUUGGACUAAGUAGCUGUCGUUCCAUAUUCUUAUGAUGGCAUCAGUGUUCAAAGGCAGGCGUGUGACAGAUCCUGUCCCUGUGGUCAGAGGACCCACAUCCCCCACACAGUAUGAUACAUCCCUGGGAGAUCUUGAGAAGGCGUGGGAUAAAAUGGGAAAGACUAAAACUGCACUGCGUCGCGUGGAGCACAGACUGGAUGAUGCUGCUCGUUACAAGUUCCAGGAGCCAGAGUCCCUGAACAUUUCUGACAGCAGUGUCACAGUUGACAGAGUCCCCAGCUUCCGUAUUGAAGACAGAGGAAGACCUGUAACUACUCGAUUGGACAAUUUUGGUAGAACUGAAGAGAUGCGAAAACGUACCAGUCGAAAAGUCAGUCGUUUAGAAGACAAAUACACUGAAGAACCAGAGCAUGCUUACAGAGCCAGGAGUCCAAUAGACUCGAGAACAUUCUCCUAUGCAGCAGCAAACAGGGAGGGACAGCCCAGAACAAAGAGCCCUAAACGAGUGGGCUUCAGCAACAGAAAUGAAUACAGAAGCAUAGAGAACAGAGAUGCAAUAUUGACCUCUUACAGUGACAGAAUACAUGGCCUUGAUGGCCUAGCUUCAAGGUCAGGGUCAAGUGAUCCCUUAAGGUCAGGAAUAUAUGACUCAUCAAGGUCAUCAGGUUUUGAUCGGCCAAGUUUGUCCAGUGAAGGUAUUGGCAAUGUUACUGACCCUAGGGCCUUGAGAGAAACAGAAGUGAGGUUUUUGAAUGAUCACAUAACAGACAGCAGGAGGGUUGAACCUGAGAUGUCAGACUUCAGGAGAUACUCUGGAAGCACCAGGCAAACCUACGUUAAUGUGACUGUGCCUGGAUCAACAUAUUCAAGACCGACUAAUAGUAUAUACACUACAGACACAAUGAGGACUUUUGAGACUGGUGGGAGUCACCCCAGAGUUGACUAUGGCAGGACACAGACUGCUGUAGAUGGCACUGGUGUUCCUCCUCUGAGAACCCAAACCACAGCUGCUGUUGGGGACCCUCUUGGGCGGGACCACAUACCUGGAGCAUAUACGCGACCCUAUGAAGGGUUAGACAGGGCAUCACAGGGUUACAGCACACGUACCCCUGGGGAAGGAGUCACCCCUGGGCUGGGUCAAAGUAAAGACACUGAUACCAGCAGAAGUGAGACCAGUGGGGACGCCAAACUGCAGUCACUUAGGAAAAACCUCAAAUCAGCAAGUAGAAACUCUGAGGGCCUGGCCAAGCUGAGGGAGAAAGUUAUGCAGCAAAGGCUGAAAGCAUCUGACAAGGUAGGCGACAUAUUCAGCCAAGGUCAGGGUCUACAGAAACCCCCAGACGCACCGCGCCCACUGGCCCCCAACACCAGUCUUAACAGGGAGACAGCACCUGAAGAGGUCAGAGGUCAUCCUAGACUGCCUAUAGGCGGCAGCACAUAUACUACCAGGUCUGAUGGUACUGGUAAAUUGUUCACAAAGGACACGAGUAUUGAUCAGAGUUUAGACAGUUUGUUGGGAUCGAGGCAACUCCACACAGAUGAAAAAACUGUGCAACCAAAGACGUAUGAUAUUUAUGCUGCAGAGAAGCAGCCUAUGGUGAGGAAAGUGGCCGCAGGGCCGCCUGGACCUACGUACAGAGGUUUUAAUGAAGCUGAGACUAAGAUAAGAACACCUGAAGGUAAAGUGGUCCGUGUCUCACAGUCAAGGAGGAAGAUGAGGGAGAAAAAAAUUAGCAAAGAAUCCAAAGUUGCCAAAGAAUCUAAAAAAGAAGCCAACAAGAAGUCCAGUACUAAACCUGCGAGGGUCAUUUCUCAUCACAAACGUCCUUCGAAAUAUGAAAGGAAGGACAUCAUUACAACUAGAUCUUGGAGAGAGGGACAGAAGUUAGUGUUGAAGGAACUAGGACCUAAUAAACUGCCCAAAAUGUCACUGUCUCCACCAACUAAGGACACGGAGCCCUCAUCAGAAGUGACUCCAGUACCGCAGAAGCCAGAUCCUGUUCAGGCGACAGCUGACGUGCCGGAAGCAGACCAAGCAGACACUGAUGUCUCUGAUAAUGAAGACUUCAAGGACAGUCUGGAACCCUCCAGGGCAAAGGGACUCUCUGAACAGGCCAAACAUGUAUUAGCUGAUCUGAAAUCUGAAUCUGAGGAUGAAGAAGAUAAAGCUGAUAGAGAGGAAAGACAGGCAGACAGCCCUCAUAAAGAAAAAGUGGGAAAGGGUAGAAUGAAGAGAAAACUGACAAAACCAGAGCCUGAGACCAAGUUUCCUGCAGCCAAGGUACGUCACUAUGACACUGACGAGGUGAGACGUUUUAUUGCCAAACAGAAAGCAGACAGGAAGAAAAAAUCACAGGAGGAGAAGAAACACCAGAAAGAGCAGCAGGAAAUGAAGAAGAAGCAGCUGGAGGAUCUUUACAAGAAGCAGAAGAAGAGUGCACGGCCCAUAAGACCAAACAGAGUUGAUCGCCACAGGGUCCUUGACGAGACUUUCUCCAAGGGUCAAAGUGUGGGUGACCUUCCCAGGAGACAUCCUUUCCAUGAUGAUUCUAGAAAAGUGAGCACAGGCUCGGACAAGGAAAACAGAGAGCACAGGGACUCUGACGAAGACAAUCUGUCCAGCAGUGAUGCCUCCACCAUUACCAGAGAUGGUCUAGAGGGCAAACAGAGCCACAGAGAUGAUCAGCCUCAGUCCCAGGCCCUCAGUGAGGUGCUGUCGUCAACGUCUGAGUUGACCACAGAUAUCGAUAUGUCUGAACAGUUGCCUGCCAGAAUGACAGAUUUCCCCACUGCAGAGGCCAGUUUUAAACCAGUUCAGGGUCAAGGAUAUCAGGCCUCUUCUUUGCCGUACCAACCCACAGUGCCUGUCUCUGCUACUGCUGCCACCUAUAGGACAAAUGCAGCCAGUAGUCUAGCAGAAGCUUAUAGUGCUGGUUACGCCUCAGUCAGUCAACCAAAGACCAAACAAGAGAGGAUCAGUGCACUGAAGGAGAUGUCCAUGGCUUUACAGAGCAGACUGCACGCAGAGACCAGAAGACUGAUCCAGACAUCUCCAGAGAUAGCAGCAGCCUCAAAGCCUCAUAUCCCAACUGCCUCAGACCAGUACUGGGCAUAUCCACGCUACAGAGAUCUAGACGUGAUGAGCACGGAGAGUGAGGGCACAGAGGAGUUUAUGACCAGACAUGACAGGCUCACUGGGGGUAGACAGAACUACUCUGUGUUCACAGGAGACUUGCCAGGUGUUGGUAGUUUAUCUGAUCACGCUAUGAGAGUUGAGGAUGAGAAAAACCAGGCAGCAGCAGCAACUAAGAUCCAGGCAGCCUACAGGGGGCACACUGUGCGCCAGGGCCUGUCUUGGAGACUGCCAUCUGGUGGCACUUUGGGAAGCAGGCUGAAACAAAAAGAAACAACAAAACCUAAGAUCUUGGAUGACUCCUCAGAUACCAGCUCCCUGCUGACUGACACCACUUUGACAGAAUCAGAAGGUUUUGGAGAGAAAGCACCCAAGAUAGGGGCAGGGUUGAGAGAGACAGGAUACUGUAUCAGGGACUUAGGAGGUGGACCCGACCCUAGGCCAGAGUUUGCAGUGACAGAGCCUUAUGAAGGGCCGUUUGAGAAGAAGAGACUGGCAUGGGAUGAGCCGCCUUAUGACCCCUACAGUGUCCUCAGUAUAUAUACUAGGCAGUAUCAGGACAGAGCCAAGGUCAGCACUGGGGUGGGGACGUCAGAGUUUUCCCCUCAGAGGCAACCCUCGCCCCCUGUCCACUCCUCCCCAUCCCCUGUCUAUGAUGAUGAUUUCACCCACACUACCCCCUCUAUCCGAAGUCACAAAGAAGAGUCGCAUAGAAGUCAAGGCACGGCUUACAGUGGGUUGCAAAGAAGUGCAGGAUCUGGCUCACACAAAAGUGGAACAUCAUUGAGAUCUGGGAAAACGGGAAGUUACCAAGAUGAGAGUAAUCGUACAAGGUCUAAAAGGCGAACAAGAAGUCCUUACAGGGUUAUAAUGCGCGGCAAAUAUAAAUACUACCUUCCCAAGGACCGGUGGUAUUAUCGCAGGAAUGAAGAAAAUCUAUCACCUGGAGAGAGAGACGAUAAGAGGGAAGAAGACACGUUGGGGGAUUCCCUCACACAGUCACUUGAAAGUGAUGAGGAUGUCAGAGAGAGUCCGCCCAGUCCUAAGCCAGUCCAGUCCCUCUCCCUUGUCCCUAGUAACCGUAGUCGAGUGGACGACUCUCUGGACUCGGACUUGUCUAGUCUGGGGGACGAGGAGACGAGAAGGGACCCUUUAUCUCUGGCCUCUAAGCUGACGGCAGGAUCUCCCAGGUCGUAUCCCCCUGCAGAGACCAGGCUGGCACCUGAUAUGCUAGAACGCCGCAUGACGGCCGAGCUCAACUUGUUGGAUGGGAUGGAGGAGUCCCUACGCCACCUGACUGAUGUGGAGCGAGCCAGAGGGAUCUCCAUGACACAGCAAGAAACCGUUUCUCUGGCACAGAUUCUGAAGGGUCGUCAACAAACUCACAACCAAGACAUGAAAGAUCUCCACAUGAAAUUGCAACAAGAGCGCCUGGAGUCUACAAGACAACUAGAAGAGGCUCAGAGGCGAGCAGCCGAGGCCAGUCGAGAGGCUGCACGCGCCAUUGCUGAGGUUCGUGGCGAUGCUGCGACCAAGAUUCAAGACUCCACACAUAGGUUGCUGGAGACACAGGCAGAGGCGGCCAAGGCCACGGCUGAGGCAGCACGCCAGCUGGCAGGGGUGGCCUCAGUGUCCCAGUCAGCCACAGCCCAGGCCCUGGAUUCUAACAGAAUAGCCAGUGAUGUGGCGACAGCAGCAGCCUCAGCAGCAGUUACAGCAGCCCUGGACCAGCAGAGACAACAACAGAUGGACUUUUGGAGACAGGCCCGACAGUACACCUAUGACAGAAGCACCCAGGUGUCAGCGGCUUACUCUGCAGGGAGCAGGACCAGAAGUCCGCCUACAGCCAGCUAUAGUCCCGUCAGCAGGACCCGGAGCCCUCCCACCGCCAGCUACGGGGGAGACAGCUUUGAGAGUGGCAGCAAGUCUGAGACUGAGGCCAAAACCAAAUCUGGAAGUGAGAGUGCUUCAAGCAUAAGGACGGCCAGUGACCUGUCAGACCCCGGCAGGAGAGGGGCCUCUCAGGACACUGAUUCUCCAAUACUGACAGCCAGUGAUGCUAAACCCCGCCACCAGGAGGAGUCUGACCAAGACAAGACCCUGACAGAGAGCAUAGUGGAGGAUCUUCACAGUGACAAGACUGAGAGUGUUACAGAGGAAAUCCCCAGUGAUAAAGACUACUCUAUGAAGUUUGACGAGUCCAUGACAGAAGAUGAGAUUGAGGACCAGUCAUUUAGAGCUUUGCUGCCCUCAGAGACCCACAGACGUAAGGCCAAGAAAGAGGAAUACAGGGUGUCAGAUCACGGGUCCUUGUCCUCUGAAGAAAUGCAGAUCUCUGGUGUGCUGAGUGUGUCAGAGCUACAUGCUCCAUUCCAUGGUGAAGACUCUUUCAGUAAGUUCACAGCUGAGAUGGUCCGGCAGUACAUGAAGGAGGAAGAAAUGAGAGCUAAACAUCAGGGGGCCUUAUUCCGUCUGCGUGAGAAAGCGUUGGAGGAGAAGAUGAAGGCGGAGCUGGCGUGGCUGGACCAGCAGAAGAAGCAGCUGAGAGAUAAAGGAUCGGAUGAUGCCUAUCCGCAGAUUGUCAAGAAACAGAGAGGGCUGAUUAUGAAGUAUAAGAAAGAACAGGCUGAGAUCAAGAGACUACAGGAAGCUAAUAGAAUCGCCAGUCGUGAGCGCCAGUUGCUUCUCCAGCAGCACCAGGAGAUCGCGCGUCUCCGCCAGUCGGCCCAGCAGGUCAAAUCCAAGCUGAAGGACAGCAAGGGGGAUGGGAUCGAAACAACACACAGUGAGGACGAGACUGGGCACAAAGACAGCUUACAGUUACCAGAGGAGUUUCUUCAGAGCCACCUGUCCAGGCAGGAGUCCAAGUCAGACACAGAGGUCUAUGUGGAUAGUGGUCAGUUGUCCAGUCGCCGUUCACCGUCACCCUCAUCACGACCAGAUGCCAGAGUGAUGAAGGAGUUGAAAAAGUUACAUUUGGAUGAAAGGCACCUGACAGUGCGUGAGGUAAAGCUCCAACAGCGCCGAAGACAUGCAGAGGAGCUCCUGGCAUGGAAGAAACGUCUUGACCAAGAGGAGAGGGAGAUCAAAAAGAUGGAACAACAGGCCGUAGAGGUCAGACUGGACGAUGCUGACCGCAGGAGGAAGGGCAAGAAAGGGAAGGAGAAAGAAGGGAAAAGGGAAAAAGACAAGCCCCAGGAGAAAUCUCACUCCAUUUCUGAAAACCUCCCUCCAUCCACCGGAAGUCCAGUUCUGGACGGGUCAAGGCUGGACGGGUCACGUCAAGGAGCCAGUGGUAGCGAGAGCUCCAUAGCGGAGGACGUCCCAUCCCCAGUGCACACAGCCAGCAAAACUGGUAGCUCCAUUGCUGAAGAUAUCCAGACACCCUCUGUCUCUGAUGCCAAGAGCAAAGGCCACAACAGAAGUGAAAGUGAAAGUUCCAUACAGGAAGAGGUACUCAGUGAGGUCAAAGGUGAAGUCAAGGUCAAGGGUGAAGGUCACAGAAGAAGUGGAAGUGAGAGCUCUGUUCCAGAAGAGGUUCCUUCGCAUGCCAGUAGCAUAGCUGAAGAGGUCCACACAGAGACUCCAAGAAAACAGAAAUCAUCGUACUCCAGCGAUGAUACCACUCACAACGGCUCAGCUAAUGGUGAAUACUCCAAUGACACUUUUGAGUCCACGGAUACUGGAAAGAAGGAGGUAUCUCGCGCCAGCAAGUUGUCCAAGGCAAUCUCUAAAGAAGGAAAUCUUUCACUGAAGUCUCCACGAUCUCCGCGCUCACCUUUUGCCAAUCGUCGUAAAAGUUCUGAGACAAGCGAGUCUGAAGAAUCUUUCUCAUAUGCUCAAUCAGAGACAGCCUCAGACCAGAGUGAUGUGGAGGGGAGAAUUCGAGCUCUGGCGGAAGACCUGAAGAGACGCAAAAUUGAAGCUGAACGGCUAAAACGUGAACAGAAGAAGAGACACAAGGAGAGACUGAGGGCUCAGGAGGCAUCCCUGAAGAAACAAAUAGAGGCCUACGACAAUGUAAUUGUCCAAAUAAAACAGGACCUGACCAAGGAACUAGAACUAGAACCAGUCAAGGGGUCCGUCAAACCUCAGAUCAAACAACCCAGAGUUGCAGAAAAGAAAACAUUGCACAAGCACGAAGAUGUGCCACAGCCUGAGACUGUGAAGCAGAGGAGUGAAUCUAGAGAGAGCUCCAUCGCCGAGGAGGGGAAAGAAGGCGGAGAACCCGGCACCCCAGUUACCGCACAAUCACCAAGGCUAUCACCCUCUCCUCAGCUUGAUGAUACUCUUAAAUACCAAUCUCCUCUGCGUUCUGAAGCCUCGACCCCAACACGACCCUCAUCAUUGCCCAAGUUCUUGCCAGAUACCCUACGUCUUCAGCGUAGCCCCACACGUGAAGAAUCAAAAUCCAAAGCUGAAGAAAGGUCAAGGUCAAUCUCAGAAGAGUUGGCAAAGUCUGGAUCAGAAAUAAGUGAGGAAAUAGGGGAAGACAUUUUCUCCCCUAGAAGUGAAGCAUCAGAAAAGUCUUCUGGAGAUAUGAUUCUUAAGUUUGAUGGUGUUGGAGGAGGAAGUGUUGCUGAACAAAUCUAUGAGAGGUCAAGGUCAGUGAAGGACACUGCGAGGUCAAAGUCACAGGAUGGAACCAAAAAGUCAGAGACUGAGGAGUAUGACUAUGGGGAGGACUUCACCAAGGCAACAGAGGAGCAGACUGAGGUGCAAAAAUCUCUCAAGUCUGUGGAGUCAGAAAUACAAGAAGACAUUGAAAGUGAAGCUGAUUUGAACAGUCAGAAAUCAGACGCAUCAACACACAGUCAAAGGUCAGUGAAGAGUCAGCAUUCGGCUGCUUCCUCACACAGUCAAAAGUCUUGGAGGAGUCAGAGGUCAGAGUCAUCAGUUAGAAGUAGAAAAUCAGAUGUAAGCCACAAGUCUGAAGUUUCUGAGAGGAGCAAGAGAUCAGAAGUCUCGAAGGCUGAUAGUGAAAGGUCAAAGGGCACUAGGUCGAGGUCAGCCAGCGAGGCUUCUGAAGCCAGCUAUUCAGAUGACUUCUCAUCUUCCUCAGAGAAAAAAUUUGUGAAAUCUGACAUUUCUAGAGCCAGCUCGCGGCAUUCUCAGAGGUCUGUCCAACAAGAUGAGAAGACUGCCAGCGUUGGCGAAAGCAUCCAUAGCGAGGAUGAGGUCAGCGAACGUUUAUCAGUGCAGAGUCAGGACAGUGAGCAGUCGGGACAGAUGCUGGAUUUGUCACGCACCAAGGGGGCUGUAGAGGAUGAAGAUCGCACGCCAGUUCAGUCACCCUCAUGGCUGGUCCAUGAAGAACCUAGGAUACUGGACACCAGCACCCCCCUUGCAGAGCCUCUCACACGGUUUAGCAUAGGGGACAGGGUAUUGAUAGACAGCUCCAAACCAGGGAGACUUUUGUACAAAGGCACCACAUUAUUUUCAGAUGGGAUUAUGGCAGGUGUGGAGCUGGAUACAGCAGAAGGAGAGGGGGAUGGGACAAAAAAUGGUGUCCAUUACUUUGACUGUAAACCAAUGCAUGGGGUGUUUGUGACUGCAGAUAGAUGUCAGCACCUUCCAGCAGAAUUUGAAGUAAAAGCAAGACAGGACAAAGAAGAUAUUGAGGAGGAGGAGGCUCCCAGUGAACACACUGUCACAGAAGAAGUUCCCCCUGAGGAGCCACCAAAAUCACCAGAAUAUUCAGAUGAUUUUGAUGGGUCAGAGGUUGCAGGUGAGGGUCAAAAGUCCCGAAGUGAGGGCCGGGAGUUGAGAGGUGAAGGUCAGGAAGCAAUUUCUGUUAAAAGUGAGGAGAAAGAGGAAUCUAUUCAGGAAGAGGUGUCCGUUGCCACAGAUAGUGAGCUGGAGCGGGUAAUUAGCUCUGCUGCACAAGCUGUUGAACAGUUUGAAGAAACAUCCCCAAGAGAUGUGGAUGAACAUGUUUUGUCAUCAACUGCUGUGACGCCUAGAGAUUCUGUCCCAGAGGAUACCAGACAACAGGGGGCAGCACCAGCCAGAAACCUUGACACUGUAGUGGAUAAAAUAACAGAUAGUCUUACUGCAAUGAUUAUCAAGGAUUCUGUGACUGUUAUUGGAAAAAUAGCAGAGAAGCAGGGCUACAGUACACAGGGUAGAAAUGAUUCCAAGGAAAUUGUGGAAAAGGAGUCCGAGGGAAAAGAGAAACCACACACGCCAUUCUUGGAUCUGCUAACAAAAGAACAGGAACAGUUUGAUGAGAGUGUCGAAGACUUUGAGGAAGAUUUCCAGAGAGAGCUACAGGCCUCUCCCGAGACCCCUGCAGUUCUACCUGCUCAGAAAGCCGACAUUGUGCCACAGUUGCCCAAACCCAGUGAAGAUAGUGCCAAAACUUCAGAAAAGGACAUCACCACCAAUACAGUCCUCAACGACUUGCUCAAUGAUGCCAUCUCAGAUAUGCUCAGCAUACGAAGGAAACAAACUGAAAAAUUUGCAGCUGAGACUCAAACUGAACAGUCCUCUUUAAAGCCAGAUACCCCUGAAGAUCUCCCCAAAACCCCGGUGACCCCAGAUCCAGAGAGUCCAGUGGCCGUGGACAAGCUGACCCCAGACGUUGACCUUACAGAUGAGGACUUGUUCUCAAGGGUCACCAUCAGAGAGAGGGAGGAGUUGCAAGCAGACACCCCACUUCCUGCCAGACCAGUGUCACCAGUCUUUGGAGGAAGUCAGCAUGGCAUAUCUGCUCUGGAUUUGCUGGGACUGGAGGAGUUUGGAGGCAACGAGUGGAUGGAUGACGACUUUGGGCUUAGUCUUCAGAGACAGAUACCAGACAAGCCACCUCCUCCCUACCCAGGUACUGCCAUGGAGCUAGCACCAAAGCAAGAGUACUCAAAGUUGGAUCUCCAAAAAUUGACAGAAGAGCUGUUUUAUGCCGUCCCCCAUAAAAAAGAGGAGGUGAUCAAAUUAACGUGGAAUGCAGUCGAUGCUUUCUGGGCUGCCAGGCGCUAUGGAGAGCCGUUUGACUCUGUGAUGCCCCCUGGUGAUUAUUUUACAUCUGAGGACAGAGGGCAAGAUAUAGAGGCUACAAGUAGGAGAGUUUACAAAAAGAUGAUAUUUGAACUUGUUGGUGAUUUAAUCAAAGACAUUUAUGCAGAUGAGGAGGAUUUGACACCCGAACCUUGGGAAAAGCCACGGAAAAUUCAGCACCGCUAUUACAAGGGCAAGGCACCGCCAACUACAUGUGAUCACUUGAAGGAAGUGGUGGAGCACCACGUGUUAAACUUAACAGGUCUUUCCAAAAGACCUAAGAUGGAUGAGAAGACUGUUAAACUAGGAGGCCGCAAGAAGAAGGAUUUGGUAGACUUGAUAUUAGUCCAAGAGUUACGAGAAGAAGAACCUUCAUGGGUAAAUUACGAUGACGAUGAAUUAGCUGUGAAAUUUCAGCUUGCUGAUGCCAUAUUUGACUCUUUGCUUGUGGAAACUGGUAAAGUUUUUACAGAUGCUUUACAGAGAUAUGAAAGCAGGACAAACUCAUCAAAUUGAUUGUGGGUGUUAUCCAUUUUGCCUAGAUUAAAAUGUUUUUAAAGGGAAAGGGGGUGAAAAAAAGCGAGCCUUUUUGUAUCUUUAUAUUUGCCUUAAAUUGACAUGAAUUGCUUGAUACAUUUAUACAGCAAUGUGCAGCUUAACCUGAUAUCAGAGUAGAAAGACUUCUUUACUGUUAUUAUUUUCAUCUCAGUCGUAAUUAGAAAAAUUCCUUAUGACUUUUGUGUCAGAUAAUUGUGUACCUUUUCAAAACUGAUUAACUAGUAGAAAUACUUAACAUCAUCAGUUGGAAAUAUGAAAUAAUAGCAGUAGUCCAAUGGAAUGGAAGUACAGCUUAGCCUAUUAAGCAGAAGAGAAUUAUGUAUUUGUAUUGAAUGAAAGUAGAUAAAGCAGGUACUUUUUAAGAUUCAGAAAGUGUAUUCAGGCAUGUGUUAUGAAACUUGUACACAGUGUUUAUAUGGUAUGUAAAUAUAUAUAAAUGCAGAUGUCCAGUUCAUUUGUGAUAUGCUUGUAAAUAGUCAACUGAUCUCAGAUAAUUGGAAUAGAAAUCACAUUUCACAAGUUAUCACCCGGAGUGAAUGUGGAUUGGUUGGAUGUGAUUUAUAUUAUUGAGCAAACA
Molecule: messenger RNA, 11691 nt
Organism: Lingula anatina
Lineage: Eukaryota; Metazoa; Brachiopoda; Lingulata; Lingulida; Lingulidae
Product: centrosome-associated protein 350
Biological process (GO): microtubule anchoring
Cellular component (GO): centrosome
Molecular function (GO): microtubule binding
Source: RefSeq, a predicted model, not a curated record